Nanorana parkeri is the source of this 321-nucleotide messenger RNA. Its product is annotated as nuclear receptor subfamily 2 group F member 5-like. The record is from RefSeq and is a predicted model, not a curated record. Gene Ontology annotation, biological process: anatomical structure development; regulation of transcription by RNA polymerase II; cell differentiation. The transcript has a single exon. The annotation marks the transcript as partial. Gene Ontology annotation, molecular function: zinc ion binding; nuclear receptor activity; RNA polymerase II cis-regulatory region sequence-specific DNA binding. Lineage: Eukaryota; Metazoa; Chordata; Amphibia; Anura; Dicroglossidae.
AUGGCCAUGGUGGUCAAUCCCUGGCAGGAAGACCUCACCGGAGUGCCAGGCUCCCAGGUGACCAACCCCCCGGGGAUGUGCAACCAGGACCCCGGGGGCCCGCCUCAGACGCCCAGCACCCCGAAGGGCCAGGACACGGCGCACUCCGGCGACAAGGGGGUGCCCAACGUGGACUGCAUGGUGUGCGGGGACAAGUCCAGCGGCAAGCACUACGGGCAGUACACCUGCGAGGGGUGCAAGAGCUUCUUCAAGAGGUCCGUCCGGAGGAACCUCACCUACACGUGCCGGGGCAACCGGGACUGCCCGAUAGACCAGCACCAC